This is a messenger RNA of Phacochoerus africanus (Common warthog), 1533 nucleotides long. It is a transcript of the gene ENY2, whose product is annotated as ENY2 transcription and export complex 2 subunit. Gene Ontology annotation, molecular function: transcription coactivator activity; chromatin binding. The coding region runs from base 160 to 426 and encodes 88 amino acids. Lineage: Eukaryota; Metazoa; Chordata; Mammalia; Artiodactyla; Suidae. Gene Ontology annotation, biological process: positive regulation of DNA-templated transcription; poly(A)+ mRNA export from nucleus; regulation of transcription by RNA polymerase II. The record is from RefSeq and is a predicted model, not a curated record. Gene Ontology annotation, cellular component: DUBm complex; nuclear pore; SAGA complex. The transcript has 6 exons.
CGAGACCCCGCCCCGGAAAUGCGUGUGCUAGCUUUCUGUGUGCUUAGGUGCCCGAGCUACUGAGGGUCUAGGUCCGGGCAGCCGAAGAGUGUGGUAGGUAACGGUCGUCAGCGCAAGGGUCAUUUCGUCGCUGGGAAGGGACGGCCCUCGCCCGCGGUGAUGGUGGUUAGCAAGAUGAACAAAGAUGCGCAGAUGAGAGCAGCGAUUAACCAAAAGUUGAUAGAAACUGGAGAAAGAGAACGCCUCAAAGAGUUGCUGAGAGCUAAAUUAAUUGAAUGUGGCUGGAAGGAUCAGUUGAAGGCACACUGUAAAGAGGUAAUUAAAGAAAAAGGACUAGAACACGUUACUGUUGAUGACUUGGUGGCUGAAAUCACACCAAAAGGCAGAGGGAAAAACACUCUUUCCAAAAUUAGCCCUGGUACCUGACAGUGUAAAGAAGGAGCUCCUACAAAGAAUAAGAACAUUCCUUGCUCAGCAUGCCAGCCUUUAAGAUUGAAUUAGAUUGUGUUGUUUUGUGGUUUUAUUUCUGAAAGUAAAACUUGCCAUAAAUUAGGAAUCAAUUUCCCCAAAUAAAAUCCUUUUUUGUAUGAUGGUAUACAGUUUUCAGUAAUGAUGUAUACAUUGUAUUGAUUUUUUUCCCUAAAUGUGUUAUUUUAAUAAAUAUCUCAUGAAUGAGUUUGAAGUUUCCUUGGGUUUUGGAAUAAAUGGGACUUUAUUAAUAAUUCAUCAGAUUUGUUGAGAGAAAAAGUCAGCAAUUAAUAUAGUUUAAGUGUUAAAUAUGUAAAUGUUAAGUAAGCAAAUAUCUGUACUAACAACUGAGAAGUAAACAGCGUCUUCUGAUUGUUUGGAUGUAGUGUAUGCCUCUUGAAUCCCUAUAAUAUUUUAUAAUAUAUGUCCCAUCUUGUACUACAGAUAUCUUAUUUGUUAUUAAUGCUGAGGUUAGGACUGGGUCUUACUCAUCUUUAUGUGCCUUCCUUAUUCCUCAAAGAAUGUACCAUCUUAUUGGAAGAGAGAACAUUUGCAAACUGGCUCCAUACCAAGCUCCUUUCACAUACUCAUCUGAACUUUGAAAGCAGAAACUAAAUUGCAUCCCCACAUACUAAGGUCAAGAAAGAACUUAAUGGGAAAUAAUCUCCGCCCAUAGCUUUACUCUGACAUCAAGAUUGCCAAACAUGGACUUUUGUCUAUUCUUACGUGACCUCUACUGGAAAAGGAGAAUGUUGACCAUCCUGCCACUUGGAACUCUUCCCACUCCUCACGUUGUUUAUACCUACCACUGGAAGCUCCUCCUAUUUCUUGUGGAUAACUUUUGCUGUAUGGAACUUUAAAUAAUGGUGUUUCUUAGUGCCCCCUCUGGGCCCUCUGCCUGAUAAAAUUUCCUGGGCAAAUCCCAGGAAAUUUGGGUCGGACCAUGGCUUCAAACACUAACAGGUUGACAAAUGAUAAACUGCAUCUCCAGCCCAGCCUCCAGAUCCAUAUACUCAACUGCUACGGAUCAGACUCCUUGAAUGUUCCAUAAACACCUCAAACUGA